AUGUCGCUGCCCACACCCACGCAGACGCUUGCAGGAGGCAAAGUCAAAGUCUACCACGUCGAUCUACACCCUUACGACGAUGCCCUCUCACCGCGUCUCGCAGCAUCCGCCUCACGCGCCAUGGCGAUGGUAUGCGUGAUCGAUCGAGCUUCUGUCAAAAACGCAGUGGACCGAGAAACCGCUUUCGCGCUGCACUCGGCCUUCGUCACCUUUGCCAACGACGACAUUCUGAGAGUGGCGAUUCUCACCGGUGCCAACGAAACGUUUUGCGCCGGAGCCGAUCUGAAAUCCAUCCUUCACUCCAAUCUCCACACCGACCAAGCCUCGACAUCGUCCCAGGAGAGCGUCGGAGAAAGCAACCUUCUGGAUGCGGAUAUGGACGCAAUCGCACCCAUGGGAGUGACACGACUAGCGAUGAACAAACCCGUGAUCGCUGCUGUGGAAGGAUUCGCCGUUGCAGGGGGGAUGGAGUUGGCAUUGUGGGCCGAUCUGAGGGUGGCGAGCGAGACGGCGCAGUUUGGGAUACUGUGCAGGUUGAGAGGUGUUCCUUUGAUCGAUGGGGGGACGGUGAGGCUGCCAGCGCUGGUGGGAGGAUCGAGGGCGGCAGACCUGGCGCUGACGGGAAGGCUGGUGAGUGCGAAGGAAGCGGAGAGCAUCGGGUUGGUCAACGUUGUCGUUCCGAGUGGAGAGGCGAGGGGCAAGGGAGGGUUUUCGAGGGUGGUGGAAAAGUCGUUGCAGAUCGCGGCGGGUUUGGCUGCGAACCCUCAGACGUGUAUGUUGAACGAUAGGGCCAGCAUGUUGAACGCUGUGUACGGGAUGACAGCAGAGACAGCAGAUCCGACGGAUGCGGCGGAUAUAAGAGAGAAGGAUGCGGGUGGCAAGGUGGAUCUCAGGCUCAAGGGAGGAUUGAGGAAGGCAAUGCAGACGGAAUUCGAGCUGGGCUUGCAGAGUCUCUCCAAGCUGCUCGAGGAAGGUGCGGUGGGUGCGUUUGUCAAUCGCUCGCAACAACAACGCCAGGCGGACAGAGCAAAGGCGAGAGCUAGCAAUUUGUGA
Pseudozyma hubeiensis SY62 is the source of this 1053-nucleotide messenger RNA. Its product is annotated as enoyl-CoA hydratase. The record is from RefSeq and is a predicted model, not a curated record. The transcript has a single exon. The coding region runs from base 1 to 1053 and encodes 350 amino acids. Lineage: Eukaryota; Fungi; Basidiomycota; Ustilaginomycetes; Ustilaginales; Ustilaginaceae. Gene Ontology annotation, molecular function: catalytic activity.